AAGGGCAAAUUUAUCCUAUUACUUUAAAAUGAAAAGAUUUUGAGAAGGAAAGAAGUGAAAUCAAGAAUAUAUGCAGUGUAUGGUGCUUAUGAAUACGUUGUGAUAGGCAACCAGUAUGUAAGCAAAUUGUAAAAGGUCUUGUUAGUCCAACUUAACAUAAUCUGACUAUUUACAGAUGUUGGAGUAGUUGCUUCGACCAUCAUGUACGCCUUCUACUUGAAUGAAACAUGCAAGAGCAACCAGUUGUGCACUGUGCCUGUCAUCAACAUGAAGAGGGCAGAGCUAACUUCUCAUGCUGAAAUAAGAUGGUUGAUUGAAUCAUGUCAAAUUGAUCAGUCAUCCUUAAUUUUUGUAGAUGAGAUUGAUCUGUCAUAUUAUGACCUAUUCGGGAGUCUUAAACUAGUUCUAGUUAACAGCAACAAGCUUCCAAUUAAACAAGAGGCAUUAAAGGAGGCGGUAGUUGAAAUCUUCAGUUGCAGAAAGGGUGAGUCGACAUAUCCAUGGGUUGAGACUGUUACUGCGGGACAGGAUUGUUCAUGCUCUACACUUAUUGCUGAGAAGUUUGCACUGACUUCCCCUGAGAUUUUGACUGGGCAAGGAUUUAGUAGACUUUUGUUAGCCGGCAUCCUCAUAGAUACUGGAAAUCUAACCAGCCCCCACUGUACCUCAAAAGAUAAGUACAUGGCUUCACUAUUAAUCAGUGGUGCCGGUCGCUUUGGAUGCAAUGGUCUCUACCACAUAUUGAAGUACAAAAUGUAUGAUGUGUCUGAUCUCAAAAUAGUCGACAUCUUGCACAAGGAUUUCAAGAAGUGGACAAGAGUAGGAAAGCUAGAUGCUGUUGGGUCACAACUUGUGGCACCACAUCUCGGGAUGAGUUCUAUUGGAAUUUCAAUUACACAACUUGCUGCUCAUGAAGAUACUUCAUAUCAAGAAAUCAAGAAUUUCCAGAAAAUGGAGAAACUGCAGCUAUUCAUGAUCGUUUCUGGAUAUUAUGAUUCACAGAAGAACUUCAAGGUAUUAGAGACGAGAUGAAAGCAUUUGAGGUCAACAAGGUUACAUCUAGGAAGACCAUUGAACGCCUUUUAGAAGAAUUUGGGGGGGCAUCAAAAGGCUACAUGGAUUGUGGACCAGAGAAAAUUUGAGUUGGAAGAUAUAUGUUUGUUGGGUCAUAUUUCGGCUGGGUUGGGCCCAGUUCAAACCUACCGGCCCAUUCCCCACGCUUGGUCAUUUUUACUGUUCAGAAUAAAUUCAUGUUCAGCAGACUUAGGCUUAUGUAGAUUAUAUUAUCGACACUCGGUUAUCAGGCUCGGUUAGCCGAGCCUGAGGCAGGUACCGAGCGUUACCCUCAGGAAAUGAUGAACAUAUCUGAAUAAAUAUCCUAUUUGAUGUUCCCCGAUAUAUUGUUGACAUGUGGACCCUCGGAAAAAGUCCACAGUGUCAGAUGAACAGGUACAAUCCAAUGCCUAUAAAAGGGGGGUCCCCUCUCACUAUUUCAGUAACUUUUUUGACCCUCAGAUUUAAAUACUUGCUUAUCUUUUCCUUGAUAUAUAAUUUCCCAGUUCAUCUUCCCUUUGAACAACUUGACUAACUUAGGCAUCGGAGCUUACACCGGCCGGACAACGCCGGCAGCUUUGAUCCCUUUUUCUUAUCUCAUUCCCAGCUCAACGUUCGGUAAUCAAAUAUUGUGCUGGCCCCUUUUUCCACGUCAUCAUUCAGAAAACUGCUUCAACAAUGUUCAUAAUAAUAACAUACAAAACCCUGUCAACGCAUGCGUAUUGAUGAGAUUGAAUUAGGGUGAUUAUCAUGUUCAGCAACUGUGCCGUCAUGGAUGAUGUACGCUAAUGAUGGGGCAUGGAUUGUGGAAAUCUAAUUUAAUGGGCAGCCAUUCAACCCUGCAACUUAGAAUUAU
Corylus avellana is the source of this 1909-nucleotide messenger RNA. RefSeq lists its product as uncharacterized. The record is from RefSeq and is a predicted model, not a curated record. Gene Ontology annotation, cellular component: cytoplasm. NCBI's taxonomy places the organism in Eukaryota, Viridiplantae, Streptophyta, Magnoliopsida, Fagales, Betulaceae. Gene Ontology annotation, molecular function: exopolyphosphatase activity.